AGUGUGUCUAUCGGCUGCUAAAGUUCACUUCGGUCUCUGGUCCGAAACUCCGUCUCAACCUUUCACCAUCUCUCCCCAGCUUCAUUUCUCCGUGCAGCCAUGAGGACCACGGCGGUCUCCGUUGCCAUGGUGAUGGCGUGUGUGAUGAUGGUGCAGGCGAGCGUGAAACCGCAGAAAGAUUUCAACGUGCAGAAGUUUGCAGGUAAAUGGUACCGUGUUGGCUUCGCCUACGACUCCCCGGGUUUUGUUCCCCUCAGAGACAAAAUAAAGAUCUCGAUGGGCGUCAUCACACCUCUGCCCAACGGCAACGUCAACCUGACGAUGUGGGAAGCCCUACCUGUAGGAUGUGUGACUCAGUUUUAUAAAUAUGACAAGGCGAGCGUUCCCGGACAGUUCACCUACUUCAGCACACGUCAUAACAUGGUGAAGGACAUCACAGUGGUGGACACGAACUACAGCGAAUAUGCUUUGGUCAUCAAGCACAAGGUCUUUAACAGAGAAUACACUCAGGUGGCACUUUACGGCCGUUCUCAGAGACUCCGGACUGAUGUCGUCCAGAAGUUCAAAGCUCUUUCUUUGUCCCGUGGUUUCCCCAGAGAGUCCAUUCUGACUCCACCUCCAGCAG
Messenger RNA from Nematolebias whitei (Rio pearlfish), 625 nucleotides. It is a transcript of the gene ptgdsa, whose product is annotated as prostaglandin D2 synthase a. Lineage: Eukaryota; Metazoa; Chordata; Actinopteri; Cyprinodontiformes; Rivulidae. The record is from RefSeq and is a predicted model, not a curated record. Gene Ontology annotation, molecular function: small molecule binding.